Molecule: messenger RNA, 1356 nt
Organism: Phanerochaete carnosa HHB-10118-sp
Lineage: Eukaryota; Fungi; Basidiomycota; Agaricomycetes; Polyporales; Phanerochaetaceae
Exons: 1
Source: RefSeq, a predicted model, not a curated record
AGUUUUUCCUCCCGAUGUCGCUUUCCCCCGGUGCCACACCUUCAAGGUGGGGCACGUCUGCGACUCUACCGGAGUUUUCAGCUGGGACGUACUACCUCCGCGCAUUAGUUAUAGGAGGUCAUAUAUCGGAGAUCGUAGAGACGUCCUCGAAGCCGUGAAACUGCUGCCGUCGCUCAGAAACCUCACAAUUGGUUCUUACAACAGUUUCGGCCCCGAAUUUCCCAGUGUAAACGACAUCUUGCAAGCCCUCGCACCGCUUCAAGCACUUGAAACACUCAGAUUGGUCUGUUCAAAUCGAGAGAGCAAUCCACAAGAGAUUCCCACACAAGUCUCGCUCCCCAGGCUACGUAGCCUGGUCUUAACCGGAGCACUCCGCUGGUGUAUCGCACUGCUCGCACACUUGACGAUUCCGACAACUACAAGUGUUAGGGUCAUCGAAGUGUCCUUCAACCAUUCGGCAGCAGAAGAUCUUCUCCCUGUACUCCCGAAGAUUAUCGGCACCGAAAACGAUAAUUAUCCACCCAUCUUGAGCAUUGCGAUGCACGGCAAGAUCGAUGUAUUUCCAAACAUGAUCGUCUCCGGAUGGAAGCACCUGGAGUCCGUCCUGGAUCACUGUCCACUUCCUGACUUCUCCCUUGCGCUUUCCCGUCGCGAUGUAGCGUUCGACCGCAUGCUCGAGCACCUACCGCUCGGGAACGCACGCUCGCUUUUCGUGCACGACAGCGCGAUCAACUCGGCUUCUGCGUGGUCUGCACGCUUCCGGCGCCAUUUCAACAACGUCGAAGAGUUGCGAAUAGGCGGCCGCUGUGAUCUGUGCGUGGUUCGCAAGAUGUUACGCGGGGAAGACACCCUGCCGCGGCUGCGCACGCUGCAGCUUGACGACGUCGAACGCUUGCACUGCCCGAGACCCGUGCUGACCCGUGGCUGCAAGCACGCGGACUGCUUCCACUUCCUGGAGCACAUCUUGCAGAAGCGUUCCGCGUCAGGGCGACGCAUCCUACGACUGGUCUUGAAGACGAAAACACCUCUUGCGCCUCUGCACCUGGCGGCUUUCUCAGCGGUCGUCGGUGAAGUCGUCCAACGCCAGGUACCUGUUGCCGAUGGAGCCGUGCUUGUGCUGCCGCCAUCGGACGAUGACCUGGGGGAGGGCAACGAGCUGUACAGCUCUGAUUCUACGGGGCUCGACUCUGGGGAGGAGUGAAGAUACGAACAUGGGCGGGGAGUGAAUGAGGUAGUGCUCUUUGCACAUUUUUUCUACUUAACCCUUAUUUUUAUCUUGUCGCAUAAAGCCGACUUCCUUCGUUCUAAUUUCUAAUCGAUACAGAAAAUGUUAUAUAAGCAUCUGACAACAGAAGG